Molecule: messenger RNA, 1357 nt
Organism: Pneumocystis murina B123
Lineage: Eukaryota; Fungi; Ascomycota; Pneumocystomycetes; Pneumocystales; Pneumocystaceae
Exons: 8
Coding region: 1-1344 (447 amino acids)
Biological process (GO): protein phosphorylation
Cellular component (GO): nucleus
Molecular function (GO): protein kinase activity; ATP binding
Source: RefSeq, a predicted model, not a curated record
AUGAUAGGAGAAGUACCAGGAGGAUAUGGUUUAACAGAAUCUCGAGUGGCAGCAUAUGGAUAUCCAGAAUUUUUUACGAGACCGCCGGUAUUAUAUCAGCCAACAUAUCCUCCGUUAGCACCUACAAAAAUGAUUCGACGGGGAUUAAGUGAACUGGCACCUCCAUGGUUGGAUGAGGAACGAGUAUCUUUGUUAUCACGAGAGACUAUGUCAAAAAAACAAACAUUGAAAAAUAAAGAGGUUUAUGUGAAGUUAAUUAAAGAUUUAUAUCCGACAGAUGGAGUAAAAUUCGAUGAUGAUGAUGGGCAUUAUAUUGUUAUUCCUAAUUCCGACUUGACACCGCGCUAUAGAAUCAUAAAAGUUCUUGGUCAAGGAACAUUUGGCAAAGUGAUUCAAUGUUAUGAUCGUUUAAAAAAAGAUUAUUGUGCCAUUAAAGUAAUACGGUCUAUUCAAAAAUAUCGAGAUGCGAGUAUGAUAGAGCUUCGGGUUUUGCGUACUAUCAGUGAAAAUGAUCCUGAAAAUUUGAGAAAAUGUAUUCAUAUGAGAGAUUGUUUUGAUUAUAGAAAUCAUAUAUGUAUUGUGAUGGGUCUUCUUGGAAUGUCAGUCUUCGAUUUUUUAAAAAACAAUAGCUUUAUUCCUUUUCCUCUUUCACAUAUUCAGCAUUUCGCGUAUCAGCUUUUUACCAGUGUUGCAUUUCUUCAUGAUCUUAAUUUAAUACACACAGAUCUUAAGCCCGAGAAUAUUCUUCUUGUUCAUGCGGGAUUUCGUACCGUUCCUUAUACUAAAAAGUUAGGCGUAAAAGUAAAACGAUUACUAAAUAACACGGAAAUAAGACUUAUCGAUUUUGGAAGCGCUACUUUUGAAAAUGAAUAUCAUUCAAGUGUUGUAAGCACUAGACAUUAUAGGGCUCCUGAAAUUAUUUUGGGAAUGGGAUGGUCUUAUCCUUGUGAUAUAUGGUCAAUAGGAUGUAUUCUUAUAGAAUUUUUUACAGGUGAAGCUCUUUUUCAGACACAUGAUAAUUUAGAACAUCUUUCUAUGAUGGAAAUUAUUUGUGGAAAAUUGGAGCCGAAAUUUAUAAGACAAUCUUCGAAAUCUGCUCAGAAAUAUUUUCGUCAUAGUGGAAAAUUAGAUUAUCCUAAUAAAGAUACAUCGCCUUCAAGUAGAAAGUUUGUUAAAACAAUGCGAUCACUAAAAGAAAUCGUUCCUUCUACUUCUCCUUUAAAAACUCAUUUUUUGGAUUUACUUACCAAAAUAUUUAUAUACGAUCCUAAUAAACGGAUUACUGCAAAAGAAGCACUUUCUCAUCCUUAUUUUUUUACUCCUGUUAGAGAAGAUGAUAUAUAAGCUAAAAUAUCCG